Molecule: messenger RNA, 591 nt
Organism: Blastocystis hominis
Lineage: Eukaryota; Bigyra; Opalinata; Blastocystidae
Biological process (GO): protein phosphorylation
Molecular function (GO): protein kinase activity; ATP binding
Source: RefSeq, a predicted model, not a curated record
AUGACCGAUAUGCGAACGUGCCGCGUUACUCAGAAUCCUUCCCAUUCUUUCUCACCCCCGAAUAAAAUCGAAGAGCAGAUUCCCGAGAUGACAUCCGAGGAAUUGACGAGCGGACAGACUGUAAAAUUGCGCGAUCGCGAUUCUGCAAUGGGUCGAUUCAAGACGGAUUUCGUCGUUAUAAAAGAGAUCGGACACGGCGGAUUCGGUCGAAUUACGCUGUGCACACACCUACUGGAUGGAAUGGAAUACGCCAUUAAGGAGAUCAAUCUGGAAGACAACAGGCAGGAGUAUCAGAAAAUCUUGCGCGAAGUGAAGCUGCUGGCGCUGCUGAAGACGAACUACACGGUUCGUUAUUACAGCUGCUGGACCGAGCGGAAUGAAUGCGUGGAAGCGGAGAAUCUGGGUCAUACCGACCCGAAUGAACUGGAAGAGGAGGAAGAAGAAGAAGAUCUGAUCGAUGAAACGACGAUGACUUGGGGAAAGGAAUCGUUUCGGUUGAGUAAAAUGCGGAACAAGGGGGUGAAGGAGUACAAUGAGCUGCAUCCGCUGGUUUUUGAUUCUGUGAGAAAGGAGGGAGCGAUUGAGGAAUAG